Owenia fusiformis is the source of this 888-nucleotide messenger RNA. Lineage: Eukaryota; Metazoa; Annelida; Polychaeta; Sabellida; Oweniidae. The record is from the annotation of a GenBank genome assembly.
CAGCAGCAUACUAUAAUAAUGAACAAUAUGGAAAUUGUUCAGGAUACAAAAAACUGGAUCAGGUUAGAAUCUCGAGGAAUGACUCGCACAACUGAAGUUGAUUUGGCCAUUGCAAUAACAAGCAAUGUCAAAUCAAGGAUAGGAGAUCAUAUUUCAAGUAAGGAUAUUCUAGGAAUCCAGUAUUAUGACAAAGAAUACAUCAUAUACACGAAUGGUUCUAAAACAAAAGAUACUAUUUUGUCAAUGGGAUUUCUGUCAUUUCAAGACAAGCAAUUCUCAUUGGAGGAUUAUCACACGACUGCAUCGAUUUUGCUAUGCGAGCAAAAUUAAUGUCGACCAACCGAGAUAUUCAUCACAUGGAAUGCCUAGCCCACUUGAUUCUUCUAAGUUAAUAGACUUUACCGUUACGUUAUACUAUGACAACCAGCCUAUCAACUGUAAACUGUGCUUCAAUUUGGAUCACGAAACUCACGAGUGUCCUAAUAAAGGUGGAGUACGGUGUUUUCGUUGCGGGGAACAGGGGCACCGAAAAAUGGAUUGCCCUAUGACAGAACGGCCUCAACAAGCUUGUUUUCAAUGUGGUAAGACUGACCACAGGAAAAAGGACUGCCCUUAUUCCAGGGAUAAACCCCCUCAGCUAUGUUGGGAUUGUGGUGUCCCCGGUCACAAAAGAAACUCUCAGGAUUGUCAAAAAUCCCAUUUGCACAAUAAGCCUUCUGAUUCCACAACCUCAGACGUAGAGAUACAGGAAAAUGUUGGUAUAUCUGCCCCAAAGCUUGUCAGGGAGCUUCUAGAUCUUGCGAUGCAAGACUCAUCCGAUGAUGUGCAGAUCCUUGAGGAAAAACUGCUUGAUAAGGUUGAUGUUUUCUUAUCUGCCCAUAAUCAAGA